AUGCCAGGAAUAGAUCCCCAACUCAUGUCACACCAUCUGGCCGUCAAACCAGAAGCCAGGCCAGUGGCCCAAAGGAAGAGAAAGAUGUCGCAAGAAAGGGCAGAGGAGGUGGCCAGGCAGGCGGCCAGCCUCCUUGAAGCGGGGUUCAUCCGAGAAUUGGACUACUCGACCUGGCUGUCGAACGUAGUUUUGGUGAAGAAACAUAAUGGGAGGUGGAGAAUGUAUGUAGACUACUUUGACCUCAAUAAGGCAUGUCCUAAGGACUGCUACCCCCUGCCCAAUAUUGACGCACUCGUCGACGCAGCGGCGGGGUACCGGUAUCUGAGUUUAAUGGACGCCUAUUCUGGCGCCACAUACCAGAGAUUGAUGAACAAGAUAUUCAGUGAACUAAUAGGCAAGACAGUGGAAGUCUACGUGGACGACAUUCUCGCCAAAACCACACGACCAGACGAUCUCCUGAGCGACCUGGGGGGCGUAUUUGCGUCCCUCCGGCAACACGGCAUGAGGCUUAACCCGCUCAAAUGCGCCUUUGCUAUGGAGGCCGGGAAGUUCCUGGGAUUCAUGAUCACCCAAAGAGGGGUAGAAGCAAACCCCGAGAAGUGCCAAGCGAUUCUCCAGAUGAAGAUCCCAGGUUGUAUCAAAGACGUCCAACGAUUGGCCGGAAGGCUGACGGCUUUAUCCCGUUUUCUCGGUGCAUCGGCAGCAAAAGCCCUACCCUUCUUCAAUCUGAUGAAAAAGGGAAUAGCAUUCGAAUGGACCCCGGCGUGCGAGGAGGCAUUCAACCACUUCAAGGAGAUCCUAGCAGCGCCUCCUGUGCUCGGGAAGCCCAAGGCCGGAGAAUCACUCUACCUCUACCUGGCAGUAACAGAGGAAGCGCUCGCAGCGGUGCUUGUAAGAGAAGAAGGGAAAACUCAGCAGCCGGUCUACUUCGUCAGUAGGGCUCUGCAAGGAGCCGAGCUGAGGUACAGCAAACUGGAAAAGCUGGCAUUUACACUCCUAACUUCCUCCCGAAGGUUAAGGCAAUACUUCCAGAGUCACCGUAUAGUCGUGAGGACGGACCAGGCAAUUCGCCAAGUACUACAAAAACCUAAUUUGGCUGGUAGGAUGAUGACCUGGGCCAUCGAGCUUUCCCAAUACGACUUGCAGUACAAGCCCCGACACGCAAUCAAGGCCCAGGCAAUGGCAGACUUUUUGGUUGAGGUAACGGGUGAUCCCCCCGAGGAAACGGGAACACGGUGGAGGCUCCACGUGGACGGGGCCUCCAACCAAACGUCUGGGGGAGCAGGAGUCAUCUUAGAAAGCCCGGCAGGAAUCAUAUAUGAGCAAUCGACCAAGUUCAAGUUCCCUGUGUCGAACAAUCAAGCGGAAUAUAAAGCUCUCUUAAGCGGACUAAUGCUAGCGCGGGAAGUCGGGGCGUCGAAGGUCGACGUAUGCAGUGAUUCACAGGUCGUCACCUCACAGAUAAACGGAAGCGACCAAGCCCGGGACCCCCUCCUACAAAAAUACUUGGAAAAGGUUAAAGAAAUGACAAAUCAGUUCCAAGAGGUCACGAUCCAACACGUCCCAAGAGAAAGGAACACACGGGCGGACCUCCUGUCCAAACUAGCGAGCACAAAGCCAGGGGCGGGUAACCGGUCUCUCAUUCAGGGCAUGGCGAAGGAGCCAACGGUCGCCCUCCAUCUGACGGAGUUAAGCCCCUCGUGGUUGGACCCCAUUAUAAACUUCCUGGAGCUCGGCAAAUUGCCUGACGACGAGAAGGCUGCCAAAACAUUGAGAAGGGAGGCGGCUAGAUAUGCAAUCAUACAAGGACAGCUGUUCAGAAAGGGGCUCAGCCAGCCCCUAUUGAAGUGCUUGCAUCCCGACCAGACGGACUACACGAACGGACAAGUGGAGUCCGCAAACAAGAUCAUCCUACUCGGCCUCAAGAAGCGCCUAGACAACAAAAAAGGCGCAUGGGCCGACGAGGUCGCUUCGGUCCUGUGGUCCUACCGAACAACCGAGCAAAGCGCUACGGGGGAAACCCCUUUUCUCCUAACAUACGGGGUCGACGUCGUGAUACCCGUCGAAAUCGGUGAACCGAGCCCGCGGCUACUGCUCGCAGGUGUGGACGAAGCGGUAGAAAAGGACCUAGUUGAGGAGACGAGGGAGAUGGCCCAUUUGUCAGAAGCGGCAUUGAAGCAAAGAAUAGCCCUGCGCUACAACGUUAGAGUCCUUAGGAGGGAUUUUGGAGAAAGAGACCUCGUCCUGCGACGCAACGACGUCGGUCUGCCGACUCCUAGGGAAGGAAAGCUGGCGGCAAAUUGGGAAAGUCCCUACAGAAUUAGAGAGGUGCUUGGCAAGGGUGCCUACAAGCUCGAGAGAGUUGACGGCAAAGAAAUUCCUAGAACAUGGAACGCAGGUAACCUAAGAAGAUUCUACUCCUGA
Arachis ipaensis is the source of this 2424-nucleotide messenger RNA. Lineage: Eukaryota; Viridiplantae; Streptophyta; Magnoliopsida; Fabales; Fabaceae. The record is from RefSeq and is a predicted model, not a curated record.